GUUAGUAUGAGUAGUAUGACUACUGACUAGUAAGAGCCGCGUUUAGUGCGCAUUGUCAGUUCGCCGCCAAUAGCCAAUCGCCGCUCUUACGCUUCGUAUUUCCUGGAUUCUCGGCAUUUCUCGCCCCCGAACGCGACCCGUUCUCACAAGUCGCACAGCUAUUACAUUUUCCAGUUUUCUCACUCUACAGACGACCAACUAAAGCUGCUCGCGUCCUUUCACGUAUCGAACAACUUUAAGAACUCUGCCGCCGACUCAUCAUCGUGGUACUGACUACGAAGCACAAUCGGACGUCAAUUGUUGCCCGCCAAUUGGUAUCGGCCAACGACAACGACAAUAUUAGUGUUGUCGAUAAUCAAUCGUCCUGCUUGCUAGCGCGUUUGUGUGUGUGCGUGUGUGUGUGUACACCUAUACAUCAUUACAUUAACACAGAAUAGAUGCGAUGACUUACGACAUACGUGCUUAGCCGUCCAAAACCUCUAGUCACCAAGUCGAUUUCAAGUCUCAUUCGUCUCGUUACUGUUAAGCGUCGACGCGUAUUCUCGUCGUCUGUCAUCCGGUGAUUGGUCGAUAGUUUAUGGUUGCAGAGAUGAAGCUGGUCGACAACGUCGUACGCAGCUUCAAGGUUGCUAAGGUGUUCCGCGAGAACACCGACAAGAUCAACAGUUUUGACUUUUCACCUGCCGGAGAUUACAUCAUAUCAUGUAGUGAAGACGACCAGAUCGUUAUAUACGACAGUCAGAAAGGCGAGCUGUCCAAGACCAUUAACAGCAAGAAAUAUGGCGUCGAUCUUAUACAUUUCGCGCAUACUAAGACGACUGCUAUACACAGUUCGACCAAAGUCGACGACACUAUCAGAUACUUAUCAUUACAUGAUAAUAAGUACAUUCGUUAUUUCACGGGACAUGCCAAAAAAGUUGUGUCAUUAUGUGUGUCCCCCAUUGAGGACAUGUUUGUUUCUGGAUCAUUGGAUAAAAGUCUCAGAUUAUGGGAUUUGAGGUCGCCAAAUUGUCAAGGUUAUAUCAAUGUUAUGGGAAGACCCGUGGCAGCUUUUGAUCCAGAAGGUUUAGUGUUGGCUGCUGGCAUUAAUUCUGAAACUCUCAAACUGUUUGAUGUCAGGUCAUUUGACAAAGGACCAUUCAUUACUGUGAAGCUUCCUCAGGAGAAAGAAUGUGACUGGACUGAUCUCAAAUUUAGUCAGGAUGGCCGUACAAUACUUAUUCCUACUAAUGGAUCUUUAAUUAGAUUGAUAAAUGCAUUUAAUGGUACACCAAUCCAGACAUUCACUGGUCACUUGAAUAAUAAAGGCAUUCCUAUCGAAGCAUCAUUCAGUCCAGAUUCACAAUACAUAUUCAGUGGAUCAACCGAUGGUCGUAUUCAUGUAUGGAAUGCAGUUACUGGCUAUAAAGUUUGUGUUCUCAAUGGAGAUCAUCCAGGCCCAGUACAUUGUGUUAAAUUUAAUCCUAAAUACAUGAUGAUGGCCUCUGCAUGUACAAAUAUGGCGUUUUGGUUACCUACAGUUGAUGAAGUAGCCAAUUUGGCAUAAGUCAAACAUUCAUUUUACGUGUGUGUAACUUACAUUACCUAAGUACAAUGUACUUACUUAAAGUCAACAACAUAUUUUAAUUAUUGAUUUUCCUAUAAUUUAAGUUAUAGACUAUUAACUUUUAUUCAAUUAUUUUGAAAGAAUAAAUGUUUUUAUUUUUUA
Rhopalosiphum padi (bird cherry-oat aphid) is the source of this 1708-nucleotide messenger RNA. It is a transcript of the gene Wdr82, whose product is annotated as WD repeat-containing protein 82. The transcript is spliced from 3 exons. Lineage: Eukaryota; Metazoa; Arthropoda; Insecta; Hemiptera; Aphididae. Bases 578 to 1546 code for a protein of 322 amino acids. The record is from RefSeq and is a predicted model, not a curated record. Gene Ontology annotation, cellular component: Set1C/COMPASS complex. Gene Ontology annotation, molecular function: protein binding; chromatin binding.